GCUCAAAGAAACUUUUUUAUUUAUGCUUAAAAGCGACUUCUUAUUCCAAGCUCCAGUCAUGUCGAGCGCUGUGUUGACAUUGCUGGCCCUCGUGGUGACUGCGAAUGCGGAGUGUCAACCCGGAGAUGCCAUUUGCAAAGACCAAGAGCUUCCCAGCAACUCCCUGUUGCAGAGGGACAAACGGGCACUCGGAAAGGAACUCUUAGAGGACAGCCGCGCUGGAGUAGGCGCCGAAACCGUGCAGGAAGCACGAGUGAGGAUUGCGAAGGAGUUGAAUAGCAAUAACUUCACCAUCAGCUUGGGAGGAUGUGAUCCUAUCAGAGGCGCUGGUGACAAGUCUUGCUGCUUCUCUAGGGGUAUCACCUGCACGAAUCCUCCCAAUCCCUUCAAGGCUGCUGAGACCGGCUGCCCUCUAGGCGCACUAUGCACCGCACCGCUGAAUGUGAAUCCUUUUGGCGCGCCAUCCUAUGGCUACUGCCAGUGUCAGGGAGGAUCUCCUUGCGAAGGUGGUCAAAGCUGUGGGAUGCCAUCCUUCCCCUUCGGGCAGUCGGAGGAAAAGCCGGAGGAGGCAGCCCACGAAAAGAUGGUUGCGGUCGAAAGCUCUGCGAAGGAGCAGCUUGCUGAAACCGCGCAGGAAGCUCGAGUGAGGAUAGCGAAGGAGUUGAAUAGCGAUAACUUCACCAUCAGCUUGGGCGGAUGCGAUCCCAUCAGAGGCACUGGAGACAAGUCGUGCUGCUUUUCGCGGGGUAUCACUUGCACGAAUCCUCCGAAUCCCUUCAAAGCGGCGGAGACAGGCUGCCCCCUAGGCGCCUUGUGCACUGCCCCGUUGAACGUGAAUCCUUUUGCUCCGCCCUCCUAUGGCUACUGCCAAUGUCAGGGAGGAUCUCCUUGCGAAGGUGGUCAAAGCUGUGGGAUGCCAUCCUUUCCCUUUGGGGAGUCGAAGGAUGAGCCCAAGGAGGCGUCCCAAAAAGAUCUCGGAGCGAUUGAAAGCUCGGCAAAGGUGACGGAGGCUAAAGUGGGCCUGGAAACUGAGCAGGAAGCGCGUGUCCGGAUUGCCAAGGAGUUGAAUAGCAACAACUUCACCAUCAGUUUGGGUCAAUGCGAUCCUAUCAGAGGAGGUGGUGACAAGUCCUGUUGCUUUGAGCGUGGGGUCACCUGUACGAAUCCACCGAAUCCCAUGAAGGCCUUCGAGACUGGCUGCCCAAUAGGAGCCAUGUGCACUGCACAGAUCAACAUCAACCCCUUUGCGCCGCCAGCCUAUGGCUACUGCCAGUGCCAGGGAGGAAUGACUUGCAACGGUGGUCAGAGCUGCGGGCUCAAUUUUCCGAAUCCCUUCGGAGAGAGCAAGAAGGCGAAGCUGGAGGAUGACGAGCCCAAGACGGCUGCAGCAUCUGCAGCUCUGGUGGGGUCUGAAUCGCAAGAAGCUGCGAAGAGAAGUGAGGAGACGCUGAACAGCACUGGCAGCUGCAUCCCCGGCACGAGCGACUUGUCCUGCUGCAUGGCGAGGGGGGCAACUUGCACGAAUCCUCCGAAUCCCUUCGACAUGUCGACCUCGUGUCCCCCAGGUGCUAUUUGCUCUGCUGGUUUCAAUGUGAACCCCUUUGCGGGGCCACAGUAUGGCUACUGCCAAUGUCAACUAGGAGCUCAUUGUGCUGCGGAUGGCAACAGUUGCGGGGGAGCUGGUGUUGGCAACCCGUUCCUCAAGUGCACGGGCGGUCUGCAAGACCCGCCGACCUGUUGCCCCAAGCGCUACACUUGUACGAAUCCUCCAAUGCUCAAUAACUUAUCAACGACUUGUGGCCUGGGUCAAGCCUGCGACGCGGAUCCCACCGUUCUUGGCGGACAUCCCACGUUUGGCACCUGCAAAUGCAUCACCGGCGCCUGCGGCGCCGAGGGACACUGCAAUUUCAUGUAGCAUUAACCGUUGAUGAUUCAAU
Messenger RNA from Cladocopium goreaui, 1937 nucleotides. NCBI's taxonomy places the organism in Eukaryota, Dinophyceae, Suessiales, Symbiodiniaceae. The record is from the annotation of a GenBank genome assembly.